Lathyrus oleraceus (garden pea) is the source of this 2283-nucleotide messenger RNA. RefSeq names its product O-fucosyltransferase 15. The coding region runs from base 223 to 2025 and encodes 600 amino acids. The record is from RefSeq and is a predicted model, not a curated record. NCBI's taxonomy places the organism in Eukaryota, Viridiplantae, Streptophyta, Magnoliopsida, Fabales, Fabaceae. The transcript is spliced from 10 exons.
UAAAAUGGCUACGCACAUGGGAAUUGAAGGACUCACUAAUCAUUCACGUGUUGAGUUAAGUAUUCAAUUCGAAGAAAAACAGAGAAAAGAUUCAUUCAAUUCUUAUAUUAUUUGACUUCACGCCACCUUUGUCUUAUUUCCUUCUUUGCAUUUACAACACAACCCAUUUCUUCAGAUUUCAACUUCUAUUCUUUCGGAUCUAAACCCGAACCCGAACCCGGUAUGGACGGUGUCCCAGAUCGGGGCCGGUCCACCUCACCAUCUUCGCGAACUCCGAACCAUACUCCGAGGCUCGGUCCGAGCCGCCUCUCCAGCUCCCGCGUCAGAUCAUCCCAAUCAUCAGCAUCUUCAUCUUCUUCUUCAUCGUGCUUAUGGCUAUGGUGUCGAAGAAAACGAACGAAAGUGCUUUUGGCACUUAUUGCGCUAUUUGCUUUGUUUUUCUUUGUGAAUUAUAUCAUGCUUCUACGUCUUCAACAUCAGCAAGAUCGACCCCAUCGUAAUCCUAAACCAACACUUCGUUCCUCUCUUUCAAUUUCCCUUCAGGGAAAAUUGAAGAAGAAUAGUACUAGUAAAAAAACUCAAAAGGGAAAUUAUGCAAGGAUGUUGGCAUUGGCCGCCCAUGCCUUGGCAGAGAAUAAACGUGAGCCGAAAGAUUUGUGGCAGGAACCCUUGGUCCCUGCUUCUUCUUGGACACCGUGUUCUGAUCAGCGAAAUUGGGAACCUAAUGAGGGAAGUAAUGGUUACAUUCUGGUUACUGCAAAUGGUGGGAUCAAUCAACAGCGGGUAGCUGUUUGUAAUGCUGUCGUUGUGGCCCGGUUACUCAAUUCAACUUUGGUUGUCCCAAAAUUUAUGUACAGUAGUGUAUGGAGAGAUACGAGUCAAUUUAGAGACAUCUAUCAGGAGGAGCAUUUUAUUAACUACUUGGCUCCUGAUAUUCGGAUAGUGAGGGACCUUCCUAAAAAACUACAGUCUUUGGACUUGGAAGCAAUCAGCAGUGUUAUUACAGAUGUUGACAUGGGGAAGGAGGCCAGGCCAAGCUUUUACUUGAAACACGUCCUACCUAUUAUACUUAAAAAUCAAGUUGUUCACUUUAUUGGAUUUGGGAAUCGCUUGGCAUUUGAUCCGAUACCAUUUGAGCUGCAGAGACUUCGUUGCAGAUGUAAUUUUCACGCCCUGCAAUUUGUUCCCAGAAUACAAGAAACCGGUGCUUUGCUUCUUAAGAGGUUGCGCGGACAUGCAGGCCUUAUUGGACCAUUGGAUCGGCAUUUUGUUGGUCCAUUUGGAGAAUUAAAUAUGACAAGUGAAAAAAAUUCCAAGAAAGCUUCCAAAUAUCUAGCUUUACAUCUCAGAUUUGAAAUUGACAUGGUAGCUCAUUCUUUAUGUGAAUUCGGGGGAGGUGAAGAAGAGAGGAAAGAAUUGGAAGCAUAUCGUGAAAUCCAUUUUCCUGCUCUGGCUCUUAUGAUAAAGACUACAAAAUUACCUUCUCCUUCAGAGCUCAGGUCUGAAGGGCUUUGUCCACUGACACCUGAAGAAUCCAUUCUUAUGCUUGCUGCUCUUGGUUUUAACCGCAAGACAAACUUAUUUGUAGCUGGUUCUAAUUUGUAUGGAGGUGGUUCACGGUUGGCUGCUUUGACCAGCCUGUACCCUAAAUUAGUCACCAAAGAGAACUUGCUAUCUUCUGCAGAACUCGAACCAUUUGCUAAUUAUUCAUCCCAGUUAGCAGCAUUGGACUUCAUAGGCUGUGCUGCCUCGGAUGCAUUUGCCAUGACUGAUUCAGGAAGUCAGCUAUCAUCUUUGGUGUCUGGGUAUAGAAUAUAUUACGGUGGAGGAAGAAUGCCAACAAUACGUCCAAAUAAACGCAGGCUAGCUAGUAUAUUCAUGAAGAACUCUUCAAUAGAAUGGCGUAUUUUUGAACAGAGAAUGAGGAAAGCAGUGAGACAAACUAAACAUGUACAGACAAGGCCAAAGGCAAGAAGUGUUUACAGAUAUCCUAGGUGUAAAGAAUGUAUGUGCAGGACAAUUUGAUUUACUUACAUUAGCUUCACUGUAAUUGCCCGUUGUAAUUUGUAACAAUUUUAAUCAUUAUUCUUCUGACUAAAUUGAUUAAUCCAUAGAUUUAUUUACAUUACUGUAAACAGACAAGGCUUAAGGCAAGAAGUACUUACAGUAUCCCAAGUAUAAAGAAUGUUUGUGCAGGACAAAUUGAUUUAUUUAUAUUAGCUUGACUGUUAUUGCACAUUGUAAUUAGUAACCUUGUUAUUAAUUAUUCCCACUUAUUUUUUU